Molecule: messenger RNA, 540 nt
Organism: Lingula anatina
Lineage: Eukaryota; Metazoa; Brachiopoda; Lingulata; Lingulida; Lingulidae
Molecular function (GO): carbohydrate binding
Source: RefSeq, a predicted model, not a curated record
AUGGAAAGCUUUGAUAAGCAGAAUGCCAUCAGGACAGAACAGAGUGCACAGUGGAAUGUCAACCCCACCCCUAGUGUUUACACCAUGUUGGGAAAAACACCCCACAUUUCUGGAGGAGGAGAGGAUAAGAAGGAGAUGGAUGCUGACACUAAGCAGCAAGUAUUGAAUGAAACUUGCAAAGCAUUAAGAGAUGGAAAUGAUACAGAUGAUGCUGACACUAAACAGCAAGUAGUGAAUGAAAAGCAUGAAGCAUCAAGAGAUAGAAGUGAGACAGAUGAUGCUGACACUAAGCAACAAGUAGUGAAUGGAAAGCUUGGAGCAUCAAAAGAUGGAAAUGAGACAGGUGGUACUGACACUAAACAGCAAGUAGUGAAUGAAAAGCAAGAAGCACCAAAAGAUGUAAAUGAGACACAUGGUGCCAUUGCUCAAGACAUUGUGCUGGACAUGAAAAACAAAGAGACCCCACAGAGAAGAGUCUCUCGGUUCAGGAGAUUUUUGAACAUGGUCACUGCAUGUUUUAGGCGAAGGAGGCAACGAUAA